This is a messenger RNA of Lithohypha guttulata, 1815 nucleotides long. RefSeq lists its product as uncharacterized. Gene Ontology annotation, molecular function: transmembrane transporter activity. Gene Ontology annotation, biological process: transmembrane transport. NCBI's taxonomy places the organism in Eukaryota, Fungi, Ascomycota, Eurotiomycetes, Chaetothyriales, Trichomeriaceae. The transcript has 2 exons. Gene Ontology annotation, cellular component: plasma membrane. Bases 1 to 1815 code for a protein of 604 amino acids. The record is from RefSeq and is a predicted model, not a curated record.
AUGGCUACCAAGUCCGCAGGCUCUAACGAAAAGACAACAUCGGACUCUGUUGGUAAUCGCUCGAGCAACGAUGUCGAGAACUUCGACGAGAAGCAGACACCCUACAACAAUGCCGCAUCUACUGUCGAUGCUCAUAUGGCCUUUGAUUCGUCGGACGACGAUUCACUGAACAAGGUCGACACCGCUGCUCAGGCUGGUGUACAGAAGGUUCAGGCUAUGACCCAGGUCUGGUCGAAACGUGAGAUCAUUCUUGCCUACGUUCUGAUGUGGCUCAUUCAAUUCAUCCUCGCCUUCGCUUCUGGUAUCAUUGGCACCUUGACACCAUAUGUGACCAGCUCCUUCCAAGAGCACUCUUUGACAGCUCUCACCAGCGUUGUUGCCAACCUCAUCUCUGGUCUAUGGAAGCUACCAUAUGCGAAGCUGAUGGACAUUUGGGGUAGACCACAAGCGUUGACACUAGGAGUUUCAUCUAUUACUCUUGGUAUUAUCAUGAUGGCUGGGUGCAACAAUGUUGCAACAUACUGCGCUGCUCAAGUCUUCUUCUGGCUUGGCUACAACAGUAUCGGAUUUUCCAUCACAGUAUUUAUCGCUGAUUCUUCCAAGCUCAAGAACCGAGGUCUCAUGCUUGGUUUCAUCUCCUCACCUUACCUGAUCACGACCUGGGUGUACGGUUUGGCAGCCAACGACAUCAUCAUGCCUGGCGGCAUGGGCUUGCGUUGGGGGUUCGGCAUCUUCGCCAUUGUCGUUCCGCUUGUCUGCGCCCCCUGGGUGAUCCUAAUGUGGAUAAAACAAAUAAAGGCCAUCAAGAUGGGCCUCGUCCCUGCUCACUCAAGCACACGCACCUUCGGACAGUCAUUCGUCUAUUAUGCCAGAGAGUUUGAUGUGAUCGGUCUCGGUCUCCUAGCCUUGGGUCUAGCUCUUUUCCUCCUAUCCUUCAACCUCUACGCCCUGCAACCCAACCAAUGGCGCGAUCCUAUGAUCAUAUGCUUCAUCAUCUUCGGCGCCCUCCUCAUCAUCGCCUUCUGUGUCUGGGAAAAAUUUGCACCGGUCACAUUCGUACCAUGGGAACUCCUGAAAAACCGAACCGUCAUCUUCACAUACACCAUGGCCUUUGCACUGUACAUUGGCUGGUACGUCUGGAACAGCUACUUCUUCAGUCUCCUCAUCGUUCUCUUCAGCCAACCCAUCCAGUACGCAACCUACAUCAGCAACACCUACACCAUGGGCAGCUGUGUCUGCUCCAUUCUCUACGGUCUCGCCCUCCGCAAAUUUGGUAAACUCAAGGUGUGGAGUAUCAGCCUUGGUGCACCACUCACCAUCCUCGGCACCGCCCUGAUGAUCUACUUCCGCAAUCCCAGCCAAGGCAUCGGCUACAUCGUGAUGUGCCAGGUCUUCAUCGCCUUCGGCGGCGGUAUCCUCGUCAUCUCCGAGCAAACCACCCUGAUGGCCGUCUCCCGCCAACAAGACUUCCCAGCCCUCCUCGCCGUCGAGUCCACAGUCAUCUACGUCGGAAGCGCCAUCGGCAGCACCAUCGCCGGCGCCAUCUGGACCGGUAUCUUCCCUACUCAACUUCUUCAACGUCUCCCAGCCGACGCACAGGCGAGCUAUGCAUCCAUCUUCGGAGAUCUCACUGUUCAAUCAGGUUAUCCUGUUGGCACUCCAGCCAGAAACGCCAUCAAUGACAGCUAUGCCUAUACUCAGCGAUUUAUGCUCAUCGCCGCAACCGCCAUCUACUGCACCAUGCUCGUGUCGAUUGCGCUGUGGCAGAAUGUUGAUGUUAGGAAGCAGAAGCAGAGAACUGUUGGCUUGCUAUGA